Marchantia polymorpha subsp. ruderalis is the source of this 1211-nucleotide messenger RNA. Lineage: Eukaryota; Viridiplantae; Streptophyta; Marchantiopsida; Marchantiales; Marchantiaceae. The record is from the annotation of a GenBank genome assembly.
UCCCUUCAGCUCCCACAUAAACGUGUUCAAUGUGAAGAAUUGUUACACAGCAGCACCGAUCAAGUGCCGUGAUCGAUCACGAGGCAUGGCAGGAAAGGGAAAGAAGAGAGAGGUGACUGUAGCAGCGCUGCAGUUUUCCUGCACAGACGAUGUGAAGACAAAUGUCGACAAAGCCGAGAGGAUGGUCAGAGAAGCUCAUUCUAAAGGAGCUAACAUCAUCUUAAUUCAGGAGCUUUUCGAGGGAUACUACUUCUGUCAAGCCCAGCGAGAAGAUUUUUUUAAAAGAGCCCAACCCCGAGAAGGUCAUCCCACAAUUCAGAGAAUGCAAAACCUAGCGAAGGAGCUGGGUGUAGUGAUUCCUGUAAGUUUUUUCGAAGAAGCGAAUUGUGCUCAUUAUAACUCGAUCGUGGUAAUUGAUGCCGAUGGGAAAGACCUUGGACUUUAUCGCAAGUCACACAUACCCGAUGGGCCAGGUUAUCAAGAGAAGUUCUAUUUCAACCCUGGAGACACAGGUUUCAAGGUCUUCCAAACGAAGUUUGCUAAGAUCGGAGUAGCCAUUUGUUGGGACCAGUGGUUUCCUGAGGUGGCAAGAGCUCUUGCAUUGAUGGGAGCAGAGCUGUUAUUCUACCCAACAGCAAUUGGCACCGAGCCCCAAGAUGGUGAUUUAGAUUCAUCAGAUCAUUGGAAACGAGUUAUGCAAGGACAUGCUGGAGCCAAUGUGGUGCCAGUUAUUGCAUCUAACCGAGUGGGCGAGGAGAUCAUCGAAACGGAACAUGGACCUAGCAAGAUCACCUUCUACGGGAACUCCUUCAUAGCAGGUCCUACAGGAGAAAUUUUGGAAGCAGCCGAUAACAAAAGUGAUACAGUUUUGAUGUCCACGUUUGACCUCGACAGUAUUCACUACAAGCGAGCAAGCUGGGGCGUAUUUAGAGACCGACGGCCUGAUCUGUAUAAAGUUUUGCUGACUCUAGACGGCAAGCAACAGUAGGACAGCGUUUCAAGCUGUGAGGUUUCCAAGAUCGACCACUUCGAUUCUAGAGGAAUGUACAAAUCGGAAUGUAUCGAAAUGCAAUACGAGAUAUAUGUAGACGGUGCACAAGUCAAGAACCAACUGGACCAUUGGAGUCAUAUACUUCUAAGCGUUGAGUCACUUGUAACUAUACAACUGCGCAAGUCAUACUUGCAGAACAGCUGCAGGGGAUUGCUUUGGU